UUAGUUUACGGUCGCACUGCUUUGUAGUGUUUUUAUUUUGUUUUCGUUUAAAUUCAAGAAAAAAAAAAAUUAUUAAAAGGGAAAACAAAUGCAACCAUUCAUUGUAAUACGGAACUAUCGGGAAGAUGAUGAGCUCAAGUGCCAGGAGCUGGUGCGAGAUUACAUCAUGUCAUUCUCCUUAAAGUCUUUCUUUACGCUCUGCUUUCGUGAGAUUACACUGCAGUUUAUAGUCAUCACUUGGGCCGUGUUUUUCAUAUUCCUGGGUGUGCCGCUGCUCUUCUGUGUGCUAACCAUACCCGGCUGUGUGUUUUUUCUCUUCACCAGCACCUACUUUUCCUUUUAUGCCAAGGCAGUGGAGCUAAUGAGGGUGAAGCCCUCACAAUCACUGGUGGCUGAGUGUUACGAACCAUUCAUCUUUCGUUGUGCACCAAACGAGGCUAGCUAUCAGAUUUUUAUGGAUAGGCCACCAUAUGUUGAAAACUAUUUGAACAAGUUUCGUCGGCGAAUUGUAGCCACUGUAAGCGUUAAGAAUCAUCAUGCUAUCUACAAUGCCGCCUGGAUAUACCGUUUUGCGAUUGCUAAACACUAUCCGCAUCAAAAAAUCAUGGAGCCCAUGAUUAAUCUGGUCUCGAAGAACUGCAUUAACGGCGGUUACGCUUCGCUGGAAUGCACCAUAUCCGAAUGGCAAGAAAGCGAACGAGACUUCUACGACGAUCUUGGUUUUGUAACACGGCAAAUAUAUCACAAGCAAAUCAUUGGCAGCACACUGACAGUGAUGAAGACCCAGUUAACAUAUAAUUUAAAGACAGACGGCGCUCUGCAAAAGCAGAAUUAGUGGGAUAUAUAAGGAAUAACAUCCAUAUAAAAAUAUAUUAAUAAUAUAAAAUCUCUCGGGAAAACAACACUGUGACACUUAGCACAAUUAUUUAUGUUUAUUUUUAUAUUGUAUAAACAUUCCACUCACGCGAAUUUAUUUAUUUUGUAUGUAUAAGAAGAAAACACGUUGCUUUCGUUUUGUCCUGCUUUUUAAUUUUUCACAUAUUCUAUUUAAAUAAAUAAAAUAUAUAUUAAUAAAUAAAUGUUGCAAGUGUGUUUAGCUGCUUUGCACAUCGCAUCUAAUUCAGAAUCAA
Drosophila mojavensis is the source of this 1130-nucleotide messenger RNA. RefSeq lists its product as uncharacterized. Lineage: Eukaryota; Metazoa; Arthropoda; Insecta; Diptera; Drosophilidae. The transcript is spliced from 3 exons. Bases 89 to 835 code for a protein of 248 amino acids. The record is from RefSeq and is a predicted model, not a curated record. Gene Ontology annotation, molecular function: N-acetyltransferase activity.